UGCAAAUUAAAAAGUGAUGAAUAAUACGCAAUGGGUGUUUCAUAAAGACACAAGGAGGGAUUCACAGCGAAUAGUUGUGUGCAAUGUGCUUUGGCUACAAAUUAUCAAGGUGCAGAAGAAAAUGCUAUGAAGUAAUUGGUGAAGACGAACGACUACAGGUUUUCAGCAAGUUCAUAUCUCUAAACACCAAGAACGAACAGGAUUGUUAUCUGCAAACUUUGAUGUCAACUACUGAGGUGAAACAAAGGAGGAGACGAAAGGCCCCUGAAGAAUCAUCAAAACCAGAAAGAGGUGCUACAUUUUUAUACGAAAUUUCUACACCAGAUGGUAAGCAUCAAGUUUGCAAAUUAGCUUUCAUGAACAUUCAUUCUGUGACAAGUGAGAGACUUCGAAGACUGGGUAAUCUUUUGAAAGCAGGAAAACUCCCUCAGGAUCAACGUGGACGAAAUGUUUCAGGCAAUGCCAAACCUGAAAGUGUUAUCAACAUGGUGAAAGAGCAUAUAUCUUCCUAUCCAACCAAAAUAACUCACUAUGGUAAUACUGAGAAGCACUUUCUCAAUGAAAAACUCUCUGUUUAUGAUAUGCAUAAAGCCUUUCAAAAAAAGUAUCCAGAAGUCAGUGUUAAUUACAAAUUCUAUUUGAAAGUAUUCAAGACGCAAUUUUCUCUAAGAUUUGGAUUACCACAAGUUGACACUUGCUGCACAUGUGAAGAGUUGCAGGUGAAAAUCAAGAGUAAGUACCUGAGUGACAAUGUAAAGACUGCUGCAGCUGCAGAAAAAAUGGUACAUCUUCGUAGAGCCAAGAAGUUUUCGAAGAAGAUCAAGGAUAUUACACAAAAAUGUCAAGAAGAUGAAAAAAUAGGUGGACUUUGUAUAGAUUACAUGCAAAAUCUACAACUCCCAUGCAUUCCAGUUCAAGAGACUUUUUACUUGAGACAGCUGACUGUCAGUGUUUUUUGUAUUCAUAACUUGAGGGACAAUAGUGUAACUUUUUUUGUUUAUCAUGAAGGUAUAGGUGCAAAGGGACCUGAUGAGGUGUGCACCUUUCUAUUGAAAUAUAUUGAGUCCUCAUGUGAAGAUGUAGAAAAUUUGCAUUUGUUUUCCGAUGGGUGUGGGGGGCAAAACAAAAACCACACCAUUGUAAGAUUAUGUUCAGCACUUGUUGCAUUGGACAGGUUCAAGAGUGUAGACCAAUACUUCCCUGUUCGCGGCCACUCAUUUCUGCCAUGCGACAGGGAUUUUUCUGUCUUAAAGAGGAAAAUCCGCAGAAGUGAUAGAAUUUUUACCUUACAUGAAUAUAAAGAUCUGAUUUUGUCAGCUUCAAGAAUGAAUGAAUUUUCUGUUGUAUUGGUGGAAAACAAUGAAAUAGUUGAUUUCAAGAACUGGUGGCCGAGAUUUUAUAAGAAAAAAAUGUUGUCAGAUGAAACAACUGGUCGCAAUGUACCCAGAAAUGAGAAAAUUACAUUCCAAAUCAGCAAAUUCAUGCACAUGAGUCACUGCAACGAUGUGAAAGGGAAAGUAAUUUGCAAAACUUUCAUUGAUGGACUCCAGUUCCAGACCUUUUCAUUAAGAAAUUCAAAUCCCUCACAACUAUCUCUUUCUACUACCAGAGCCUAUACAGAUGGAUUAAUUCCCAUCAAUUCCAAGAAAAUAGAGGACAUUAAAAAAUUGAUGCCUUACAUCAGGGAUGAUAGUGAAGAAAUAAAAAGUUUCUAUGAAAAAAUUUUGACUUGGCCCACUGUGGACAAAGAUGGACCAGAAGUGGAGCCAAUGUAA
Molecule: messenger RNA, 1775 nt
Organism: Nilaparvata lugens (brown planthopper)
Lineage: Eukaryota; Metazoa; Arthropoda; Insecta; Hemiptera; Delphacidae
Exons: 2
Coding region: 84-1775 (563 amino acids)
Source: RefSeq, a predicted model, not a curated record